Ictalurus punctatus (channel catfish) is the source of this 13743-nucleotide messenger RNA. Its product is annotated as mucin-2. Bases 52 to 13446 code for a protein of 4464 amino acids. The record is from RefSeq and is a predicted model, not a curated record. The transcript is spliced from 50 exons. Gene Ontology annotation, molecular function: protein binding. Gene Ontology annotation, cellular component: extracellular matrix. NCBI's taxonomy places the organism in Eukaryota, Metazoa, Chordata, Actinopteri, Siluriformes, Ictaluridae.
AGGGGUUUGCACAGCAUUUUAGAGCAGUGGUCUGGCAUUAAUUGUUCAAAGAUGCCACAAAUAUGGCUGCUGGGUUGGCUUACAAUAUUAACUGGACUGCAGUCAACGCAGCAAACAGGAAUGAAGAUGAUGCAGAUGACACCAGAAACGCCGAUGACGCCGAUGAAACCAGUGUCUAUACAGACAAAAAUCGAGAUGGUCUCUAACAGUGCCAUAGGUACUGCUCAUAAUGGACAAGUUUGCAGUACUUGGGGAAACUUCCACUUUUCCACAUUUGAUGGAGAUUUCUUCCAGUUGCCCUACACCUGCAACUACAUCCUUACCACCAUGUGUGACAGCACCCAGUCUGAGUUUAACAUCCAAAUGAGGAGGGAAAACAUUGGUGAACGUCCUGAAAUUACCGCUUUUACCAUAAAGCUGGGAGGGAUUGUAAUUAUGCUUCAACAAGGCAACAUCACCGUGAACAAUAAAGCAUUGAUCAUCCCAGGCUAUUAUAGUGGAAUUCGGAUUGAGAGAAUGACCAAUUACAUUAAAAUCCAAUCCAAGUUAGGACUGACAGUGUUUUGGGAUGAACACAACGCUCUCUCGAUUGAGAUCUCCAAAAACUAUAGGAAUCAGACAUGUGGACUUUGUGGGGACUUCAAUGGCAUCCUGGAGAAUGAGUUCAUUGAAAAUGGCCAACUAUUAACUCCUGAAGAAUUUGGCUAUAAAUGGAAGAUGGAUCUACCCACUGAAACAUGUGUGCAGACUGAGAUCUAUCCAAAGGAUAACUGCCAGAAACAGACAAACACAUGUCAGCACCUGCUUUACCAUCCCGCAUUUGAAAGCUGCCAUAACUUGUUGCCCACAAAUGUGUAUUUGGAAGCGUGUCUUGAAGACCUGUGUCAGUGCAACAGCAGUCGGGAUAGUUGCCUAUGCGACACACUCUCAGAGUUCUCACGUCAGUGUGCGCAUGCUGGGGGCACCCCAGCGAGCUGGAGAUCUCACAAGUUCUGUGGAAUAACAUGUCCAUUAAACAUGGUGCACAGUGAGUGUGGGAGUCCAUGUACAGACACCUGCUCAAACCAAGAGGGGAUCCAACUCUGUGCAGAUCACUGUGUGGAUGGAUGUGUCUGUCCACCUGGAACUGUGCUAGAUGACAUUAAUAAUACUGGCUGCAUCCCUGUUGAUGAAUGUCCCUGCACCCAUAAUGGCAAAACCUAUUCACCAGGACAAUCAUUUACAAGGACUUGUGAAGAUUGUGUCUGUUCAGAUGGGCGGUGGAAUUGCAUUACUCUGGACUGCUCUGGCACCUGCUCUUUGCUGGGAGGGUCUCAUGUCAUCACAUAUGACGGCAAAGCUUACAGCUUCCAUGGAAACUGUGAUUAUGUUCUUUCAAAGCAUAACAGUAGUGAUAUGACUGUGUUCGUGCAUCUGGCACAGUGUGGGGUAUCAGAGAGUGAAACAUGUCUGACUUCUGUGAAAUUCAUCAUCUCAGACUACCCUGUUACGAUCACAUCCACUGGCAAUGUAUUUCUAAACGAUGUUGCAACCAAGCUUCCUGUUGUUACUAAUCAAGUGAAACUCUUCAAGCCUUCUACAUUCUUUAUUAUUGCACAAACACCUAGCAUUCAGAUCAUCGUUCAGCUCGUUCCAGUUAUGCAGGUGUACUUGGAGGUCAGCUCAAAACAAAAGGGAACACUGAGCGGUCUGUGUGGGAACUUUAAUGACAAGCAAGCAGAUGAUUUUAAGGCAAAAUCAGGUCUCAUAGAGGGAACAGCCACAACCUUCGCCAGCACCUGGAAGACCACACUAUGUCAAGAUUUUAGUACUAGUCUCAAUGACCCCUGUAGUAUGAGUGUGGAAAAAGAGAUGUAUGCUAUGGAAUGGUGCCAGAUGCUCAGGGAUCCAGCUGGAGCGUUUGCUCCCUGUCAUAUUGAAAUCAACCCGAAGGAUUAUAUAAAGAGAUGCAAGUACGAUGCAUGUGUUUGUGCCCAUAGUGAGGACUGCAUGUGUGCUGCUGUGUCUUCCUAUGUUCAUGCAUGUGCUGCCAGAGGUGUAAUGCUGAAGGGCUGGAGAGAUAUCAUUUGCAAAACGUUCACACAGAAUUGUCCAGGCAAUAUGGAGUACUCCUAUAACCAGACCAGCUGUAGGAAGUCCUGCCGCUCUCUUAGCGAAAUUGACCAUACUUGCUAUCUGCCAUAUACACCUGUGGACGGUUGUGGCUGUGCCAAGAACACUUACCUCAAUGACAUGGGUGAAUGUGUGCCUUCCUCUGACUGCCCCUGUUACGUCAACAAUGAGAUUGUGGCCCCCAUGCAGGUCAUCAGCAAGGCUGGAAGUACAUGCACUUGUAGACAUGGCACACUACAAUGCACUGGACCUAAGGAAAUUACUACCUGCACAGCUCCUAUGGUCUACUUCAACUGUUCACAAGCUGAACCUGGACAAAAAGGAACAGAGUGCCAGAAUAUCUGUGAGACCCUGGACUCAAAUCCGUGUAUGAGCACACAGUGUAAAUCAGGGUGUGUAUGUCCUGAUGGUCUACUGGCUGAUGGCCAAGGAGGGUGUGUGACAAAAGAGCAGUGUCCAUGUUUUCAUAAUGGAGCAUUUUACCAACCUGGAGAGACAGUAAAAUCAGACUGCAACAACUGCACUUGUAAAAACAGGAAGUGGAGCUGCACAAAAAAGGAAUGUAACAAAAUAUGUACUAUUUACGGUGACAGUCAUUACAUUAGUUUUGAUGGUAGGAGAUAUACUUUCAACGGCAACUGUGAAUACACCCUGGCCCAGGACUACUGCGGCAACAGCAACAAGGGUUCAUUCCGUAUCAUCACAGAGAAUAUCCCCUGUGGCACCACUGGAACCACCUGCGCAAAGUCUAUUAAAAUCUUUUUAGGGAACAAACAGUUGCUACUGUCCGAGGAGAAUAUAAAAUCUGUGCAAUAUGAUAAUAGCACAGUAAUCCCUUAUAAAAUACAUUCUGUGGGGAUAUACUUGGUUAUUGAGGCUGAAAAUAGUCUCACCCUGAUUUGGGAUAAGAAGACAAGUCUAAUGGUCAAACUCGGGCCCUCGUUUAAGGGUGAAGUGUGUGGACUUUGUGGCAAUUAUGAUGGAGACUGGAAUAAUGAUUUCAUGACUCGUGGUGGUGAGGCAGUGGUUGAGCCAGCCGAAUUUGGAAACAGCUGGAGAGUUUCUGCUACAUGUCCCGAAGCCAGUGGUGUCCUCAGCCCCUGCAGUAUGAGACCUUACCGGCAGGCCUGGGCCAUAAGACAAUGCAGCAUUCUCAAGAGUGAAGUCUUUAGGAAAUGUCACACAGAAGUGGACCCAACACAAUAUUACGAGGCCUGUGUGCAAGACACAUGUGCCUGUGAUGCUGGUGGAGACUGUGAGUGUUUCUGCACUGCUGUGGCAGCCUAUGCUGCAGAAUGCAGUGGGAAAGGAGUAUGCAUAAUGUGGAGGAGCCCAACCAUUUGCCCAUUGUUUUGUGACUACUAUAACUUAAAUGAAGGCUGCGAGUGGCACUACAAACCCUGUGGACAAUCCUGCAUGAAAACCUGCAAGAACCCCACAGGAGUAUGCUACAGUGAAAUUCCUCCAUUAGAGGGAUGUUUUCCCCAGUGCCCUUCAGACAGGCCAUACCUGGAGGAGGCAACAAUGAAGUGUGUUGCAAGAAAGGAAUGUGGCUGUUAUGAUGAUGAAAGUAAUACACACUACAGUGUGGGAGAAAGUAUUCCAACAACCUUGAACUGCAAUAAAUGCUACUGUACUGCACAAGGUCCUUCUUGUAGCUACAGCAAAACAGAUUGCUACUGUGAGUAUAAUGGUCAGAAAUAUGAAACUGGACAGAUAAUAUACCACACAACAGAUGGCGAUGGAACAUGUAUCUCUGCUAGAUGUGAGCAAAAUGGAACAAUUAUCAGGAAAAUGGACCCAUGCACCACUACUCCUCCUACUCCUACUCCUACUUCUACUCCUACUCCUACUCCUACUAUGUCUGCCACAAUUUUUAAUUUCACAUCAACCAUGGAAACAUCGAGCACAACCACACAACCACCAGUUUCUUCAACAACAAUACCGGGCACUACAGUAACUACAGUAAUUUCAUCAACCACAACAGAAACAGUUUCUACACCAACAGUGGAAACAUCGAGCACAACCACACCAACAACUGAUUGCCAUCUUUGCCAAUGGUCAGAGUGGUUAAACAACAACUAUCCCUCUAGUACACGAGAUGGAAAAGACAUUGAAUCUAUAUCUACAUUUCGGAAUUCAGGAAAAAUUAGCUGCGAGAAACCGGACGAAAUUCAGUGCAGGGCCACUCAAUAUAAAGACACGUCUUUAUCAGACUUGGGCCAGAAGGUGAUAUGUAAUGUUACUGUUGGUCUGAUUUGUAAUAACAUAGAUCAAGAUGACUAUCAUUGUUUUGAUUAUGAAAUACGGGUGAAAUGCUGUGCUGAAAUGUGCCCUCCCACAACAACAACAACAACAGUUAGUCCAAGUACCACAUCUCAACCACCUGUUUCUUCAACAACAAUACCAAGCACUACAGUAACUACUGUAAUUCCACCAACCACAACAGAAACAGUUUCUACACCAACAGUGGAAACAUCGAGCACAACCACACAACCAUCAGUUUCUUCAACAACAAUACCAGGCACUACAGUGACUACAGUAAUUUCAUCAACCACAACAGAAACAGUUUCUACACCAACAGUGGAAACAUCGAGCACAACCACACCAACAACUGAUUGCCAUCUUUGCCAAUGGUCAGAGUGGUUAAACAACAACUAUCCCUCUAGUACACGAGAUGGAAAAGACAUUGAAUCUAUAUCUACAUUUCGGAAUUCAGGAAAAAUUAGCUGCGAGAAACCGGACGAAAUUCAGUGCAGGGCCACUCAAUAUAAAGACACGUCUUUAUCAGACUUGGGCCAGAAGGUGAUAUGUAAUGUUACUGUUGGUCUGAUUUGUAAUAACAUAGAUCAAGAUGACUAUCAUUGUUUUGAUUAUGAAAUACGGGUGAAAUGCUGUGCUGAAAUGUGCCCUCCCACAACAACAACAACAACAGUUAGUCCAAGUACCACAUCUCAACCACCUGUUUCUUCAACAACAAUACCAAGCACUACAGUAACUACUGUAAUUCCACCAACCACAACAGAAACAGUUUCUACACCAACAGUGGAAACAUCGAGCACAACCACACAACCACCUGUUUCUUCAACAACAAUACCAGGCACUACAGUGACUACAGUAAUUCCACCAACCACAACAGAAACAGUUUCUACACCAACAGUGGAAACAUCGAGCACAACCACACAACCACCAGUUUCUUCAACAACAAUACCAGGCACUACAGUGACUACAGUAAUUCCACCAACCACAACAGAAACAGUUUCUACAACAACAGUGGAAACAUCGAGCACAACCACACAACCACCAGUUUCUUCAACAACAAUACCAGGCACUACAGUGACUACAGUAAUUUCAUCAACCACAACAGAAACAGUUUCUACACCAACAGUGGAAACAUCGAGCACAACCACACCAACAACUGAUUGCCAUCUUUGCCAAUGGUCAGAGUGGUUAAACAACAACUAUCCCUCUAGUACACGAGAUGGAAAAGACAUUGAAUCUAUAUCUACAUUUCGGAAUUCAGGAAAAAUUAGCUGCGAGAAACCGGACGAAAUUCAGUGCAGGGCCACUCAAUAUAAAGACACGUCUUUAUCAGACUUGGGCCAGAAGGUGAUAUGUAAUGUUACUGUUGGUCUGAUUUGUAAUAACAUAGAUCAAGAUGACUAUCAUUGUUUUGAUUAUGAAAUACGGGUGAAAUGCUGUGCUGAAAUGUGCCCUCCCACAACAACAACAACAACAGUUAGUCCAAGUACCACAUCUCAACCACCUGUUUCUUCAACAACAAUACCAAGCACUACAGUAACUACUGUAAUUCCACCAACCACAACAGAAACAGUUUCUACACCAACAGUGGAAACAUCGAGCACAACCACACAACCACCAGUUUCUUCAACAACAAUACCAGGCACUACAGUGACUACAGUAAUUUCAUCAACCACAACAGAAACAGUUUCUACACCAACAGUGGAAACAUCGAGCACAACCACACCAACAACUGAUUGCCAUCUUUGCCAAUGGUCAGAGUGGUUAAACAACAACUAUCCCUCUAGUACACGAGAUGGAAAAGACAUUGAAUCUAUAUCUACAUUUCGGAAUUCAGGAAAAAUUAGCUGCGAGAAACCGGACGAAAUUCAGUGCAGGGCCACUCAAUAUAAAGACACGUCUUUAUCAGACUUGGGCCAGAAGGUGAUAUGUAAUGUUACUGUUGGUCUGAUUUGUAAUAACAUAGAUCAAGAUGACUAUCAUUGUUUUGAUUAUGAAAUACGGGUGAAAUGCUGUGCUGAAAUGUGCCCUCCCACAACAACAACAACAACAACAGUUAGUCCAAGUACCACAUCUCAACCACCUGUUUCUUCAACAACAAUACCAAGCACUACAGUAACUACUGUAAUUCCACCAACCACAACAGAAACAGUUUCUACACCAACAGUGGAAACAUCGAGCACAACCACACAACCACCAGUUUCUUCAACAACAAUACCAGGCACUACAGUGACUACAGUAAUUCCACCAACCACAACAGAAACAGUUUCUACACCAACAGUGGAAACAUCGAGCACAACCACACAACCACCAGUUUCUUCAACAACAAUACCAAGCACUACAGUAACUACUGUAAUUCCACCAACCACAACAGAAACAGUUUCUACACCAACAGUGGAAACAUCGAGCACAACCACACAACCACCAGUUUCUUCAACAACAAUACCAGGCACUACAGUGACUACAGUAAUUUCAUCAACCACAACAGAAACAGUUUCUACACCAACAGUGGAAACAUCGAGCACAACCACACAACCACCAGUUUCUUCAACAACAAUACCAGGCACUACAGUGACUACAGUAAUUCCACCAACCACAACAGAAACAGUUUCUACACCAACAGUGGAAACAUCGAGCACAACCACACAACCACCUGUUUCUUCAACAACAAUACCAAGCACUACAGUAACUACUGUAAUUCCACCAACCACAACAGAAACAGUUUCUACACCAACAGUGGAAACAUCGAGCACAACCACACAACCACCAGUUUCUUCAACAACAAUACCAGGCACUACAGUGACUACAGUAAUUUCAUCAACCACAACAGAAACAGUUUCUACACCAACAGUGGAAACAUCGAGCACAACCACACCAACAACUGAUUGCCAUCUUUGCCAAUGGUCAGAGUGGUUAAACAACAACUAUCCCUCUAGUACACGAGAUGGAAAAGACAUUGAAUCUAUAUCUACAUUUCGGAAUUCAGGAAAAAUUAGCUGCGAGAAACCGGACGAAAUUCAGUGCAGGGCCACUCAAUAUAAAGACACGUCUUUAUCAGACUUGGGCCAGAAGGUGAUAUGUAAUGUUACUGUUGGUCUGAUUUGUAAUAACAUAGAUCAAGAUGACUAUCAUUGUUUUGAUUAUGAAAUACGGGUGAAAUGCUGUGCUGAAAUGUGCCCUCCCACAACAACAACAACAACAGUUAAUCCAAGUACCACAUCUCAACCACCUGUUUCUUCAACAACAAUACCAAGCACUACAGUAACUACUGUAAUUCCACCAACCACAACAGAAACAGUUUCUACACCAACAGUGGAAACAUCGAGCACAACCACACAACCACCAGUUUCUUCAACAACAAUACCAGGCACUACAGUGACUACAGUAAUUUCAUCAACCACAACAGAAACAGUUUCUACACCAACAGUGGAAACAUCGAGCACAACCACACCAACAACUGAUUGCCAUCUUUGCCAAUGGUCAGAGUGGUUAAACAACAACUAUCCCUCUAGUACACGAGAUGGAAAAGACAUUGAAUCUAUAUCUACAUUUCGGAAUUCAGGAAAAAUUAGCUGCGAGAAACCGGACGAAAUUCAGUGCAGGGCCACUCAAUAUAAAGACACGUCUUUAUCAGACUUGGGCCAGAAGGUGAUAUGUAAUGUUACUGUUGGUCUGAUUUGUAAUAACAUAGAUCAAGAUGACUAUCAUUGUUUUGAUUAUGAAAUACGGGUGAAAUGCUGUGCUGAAAUGUGCCCUCCCACAACAACAACAACAACAGUUAGUCCAAGUACCACAUCUCAACCACCUGUUUCUUCAACAACAAUACCAAGCACUACAGUAACUACUGUAAUUCCACCAACCACAACAGAAACAGUUUCUACACCAACAGUGGAAACAUCGAGCACAACCACACAACCACCUGUUUCUUCAACAACAAUACCAGGCACUACAGUAACUACUGUAAUUCCACCAACCACAACAGAAACAGUUUCUACACCAACAGUGGAAACAUCGAGCACAACCACACAACCACCUGUUUCUUCAACAACAAUACCAGGCACUACAGUGACUACAGUAAUUCCACCAACCACAACAGAAACAGUUUCUACACCAACAGUGGAAACAUCGAGCACAACCACACAACCACCAGUUUCUUCAACAACAAUACCGGGCACUACAGUGACUACUGUAAUUCCACCAACCACAACAGAAACAGUUUCUACAACAACAGUGGAAACAUCGAGCACAACCACACAACCACCAGUUUCUUCAACAACAAUACCAGGCACUACAGUGACUACAGUAAUUCCAUCAACCACAACAGAAACAGUUUCUACACCAACAGUGGAAACAUCGAGCACAACCACACAACCACCUGUUUCUUCAACAACAAUACCAUGCACUACAGUAACUACUGUAAUUCCACCAACCACAACAGAAACAGUUUCUACACCAACAGUGGAAACAUCGAGCACAACCACACAACCACCUGUUUCUUCAACAACAAUACCAGGCACUACAGUGACUACAGUAAUUCCACCAACCACAACAGAAACAGUUUCUACAACAACAGUGGAAACAUCGAGCACAACCACACAACCACCAGUUUCUUCAACAACAAUACCAGGCACUACAGUGACUACAGUAAUUUCAUCAACCACAACAGAAACAGUUUCUACACCAACAGUGGAAACAUCGAGCACAACCACACCAACAACUGAUUGCCAUCUUUGCCAAUGGUCAGAGUGGUUAAACAACAACUAUCCCUCUAGUACACGAGAUGGAAAAGACAUUGAAUCUAUAUCUACAUUUCGGAAUUCAGGAAAAAUUAGCUGCGAGAAACCGGACGAAAUUCAGUGCAGGGCCACUCAAUAUAAAGACACGUCUUUAUCAGACUUGGGCCAGAAGGUGAUAUGUAAUGUUACUGUUGGUCUGAUUUGUAAUAACAUAGAUCAAGAUGACUAUCAUUGUUUUGAUUAUGAAAUACGGGUGAAAUGCUGUGCUGAAAUGUGCCCUCCCACAACAACAACAACAACAGUUAGUCCAAGUACCACAUCUCAACCACCUGUUUCUUCAACAACAAUACCAAGCACUACAGUAACUACUGUAAUUCCACCAACCACAACAGAAACAGUUUCUACACCAACAGUGGAAACAUCGAGCACAACCACACAACCACCUGUUUCUUCAACAACAAUACCAGGCACUACAGUGACUACUGUAAUUCCACCAACCACAACAGAAACAGUUUCUACACCAACAGUGGAAACAUCGAGCACAACCACACAACCACCUGUUUCUUCAACAACAAUACCAGGCACUACAGUGACUACUGUAAUUCCACCAACCACAACAGAAACAGUUUCUACAACAACAGUGGAAACAUCGAGCACAACCACACAACCACCAGUUUCUUCAACAACAAUACCAGGCACUACAGUGACUACAGUAAUUUCAUCAACCACAACAGAAACAGUUUCUACACCAACAGUGGAAACAUCGAGCACAACCACACCAACAACUGAUUGCCAUCUUUGCCAAUGGUCAGAGUGGUUAAACAACAACUAUCCCUCUAGUACACGAGAUGGAAAAGACAUUGAAUCUAUAUCUACAUUUCGGAAUUCAGGAAAAAUUAGCUGCGAGAAACCGGACGAAAUUCAGUGCAGGGCCACUCAAUAUAAAGACACGUCUUUAUCAGACUUGGGCCAGAAGGUGAUAUGUAAUGUUACUGUUGGUCUGAUUUGUAAUAACAUAGAGCAAGAUGACUAUCAUUGUUUUGAUUAUGAAAUACGGGUGAAAUGCUGUGCUGAAAUGUGCCCGCCCACAACAACAACAACAACAGUUAGUCCAAGUACCACAUCUCAACCACCUGUUUCUUCAACAACAAUACCAAGCACUACAGUAACUACUGUAAUUCCACCAACCACAACAGAAACAGUUUCUACACCAACAGUGGAAACAUCGAGCACAACCACACAACCACCUGUUUCUUCAACAACAAUACCAGGCACUACAGUGACUACUGUAAUUCCACCAACCACAACAGUAACAGUUUCUACACCAACAGUGGAAACAUCGAGCACAACCACACAACCACCAGUUUCUUCAACAACAAUACCGGGCACUACAGUGACUACUGUAAUUCCACCAACCACAACAGAAACAGUUUCUACACCAACAGUGGAAACAUCGAGCACAACCACACAACCACCAGUUUCUUCAACAACAAUACCGGGCACUACAGUAACUACUGUAAUUCCACCAACCACAACAGAAACAGUUUCUACACCAACAGUGGAAACAUCGAGCACAACCACACAAACACCUGUUUCUUCAACAACAAUACCAAGCACUACAGUAACUACUGUAAUUCCACCAACCACAACAGAAACAGUUUCUACACCAACAGUGGAAACAUCGAGCACAACCACACAACCACCUGUUUCUUCAACAACAAUACCAGGCACUACAGUGACUACAGUAAUUCCACCAACCACAACAGAAACAGUUUCUACACCAACAGUGGAAACAUCGAGCACAACCACACAACCACCUGUUUCUUCAACAACAAUACCGGGCACUACAUCACACCAUGUGAUAACUGGGGGCACUCGUUCAACUCAACCUCAGUGUUCCUGCCAAUACAUGGGCCACCAAUUUUUGAACGGGUCUGUCAUGUAUAACAAAACUGAUGGAACAGGAUGGUGUUUCAUUGCUUAUUGUGAUUCAGAGUGUAACGUUUACAAGCAGUCAGUUCCGUGCCUUACUACACCAACUACACCAUCUACUCUUACAACACCUUCUACAACAUUUUCUACAAAACACCCUCCUAUUACUUCUACCCCUUCUAUCCCUAAGGAUUGCACAUACCUUAAUCCACCAAGAAAGAAUGGAGAAAGCUGGAAAAAAGACUGUAAAGAUGAAAUAUGCACAGAUGGCUCUGUUAUCUCAAAACCUGUGCAAUGUGUCAACUCAGAUCUUCCUGUGCCAGUGUGUGAAAACACUCUCCCUCCUGUUAAGGUCUAUGAUGAGACCAGGUGUUGCUAUCAUUAUGAAUGCCAAUGCAAAUGUUCCGGUUGGGGAGAUCCACAUUAUGUCACUUUCGAUGGGGAGUAUUAUGCUUUCCAAGGAAAUUGCACAUAUGUUUUGGUCCAGGAAAUCAUCAAGAAGUACAAUUUCUCUGUGCAUAUCAAGAACUAUAUGUGUGACACUGUCCAAAAUUUGGCUUGUCCUGACUAUUUGACUGUAUACUAUAAAUCAUAUAAAAUCGAUUUGAAACAGACAAGAAACCCAACUGUGAAUAAAAUAUAUGUCAACGAUGUGGAGAAGUCCAAUGUUUACUCUAAUGCAGACUUCACCAUAACCACAACGGGUAUUGCGAUGACUCUAGAUAUUCCUGCUAUCCAAGCACAGGUUACCUUCAAAGGCAUGAACUUUGUAGUCAACCUUCCAUUUUCCUUAUUCCACAAUAACACAGAAGGACAAUGUGGCAAAUGUGACAACAACACAUCAAAUGACUGCAGACUGCCUAAUGGAGCAACAGCCGAGUCAUGUGAAGUAAUGGCUCCUAAGUGGCAAGUGAAUAAAACAAAGUGCCCCAAUCCUCCCCCACCUCCCACAAAAACUCCUACAGCCAAGCCAUGUCAACCAGCCAUCUGCAAUAUCAUCUUCAACAAAGUGUUUGAAAAGUGCCACAAACUCCUUAACCCAGAAAUCUCCUACAAGGCAUGUGUAUACGAUGUGUGCCAUAUGCAGAACGCCACUGGUUGUUCCAGCCUGGAGAAUUACGCUCACAUGUGUGCUGACGAAUCUAUAUGUGUGGACUGGAGGGGCCUAACUAAUGGAAUGUGUGCACCCAAUUGUCCCAGCAAUAAAGUUUACAUGGCAUGUGGGCCAAAGGUGGAAGGGACCUGCAAUUCAAGGUUCAAUGAAAAGUUUGUAAAUUGCGAGUCAUCUGAGUGUCUUCAAAAUUUCCAAGAAGGAUGCUUCUGCCCUAAUGGAACCACCCUCUUUAACACUGUUUCAAAUAUAUGCACAGCAUUCUGUGGUUGUAUAGGUUCUGAUGGACUGCCCAAGCAGCCGGGAGAAAAAUGGCGCUCACAAUGUAAUGAUUGUACGUGCAGUAAAGAAUCCAUGGGUCCAGUGUGUGAACCGGUUUUGUGUCCAAAGCCAGAGAACUGUACCAUAGCAGGCUAUGAGCUUCAGACUGUGGAUUGCUGUCAGAAGUGUGUGUGCAACUCUAAUUUGUGCCCUGAAGCCUUCGUGGUAUGCCCGGCUGGAUUUCAGCCAGUACAAAACAAAACAAAUAGUGACUGUUGCACCACUUUCUCUUGUGAACCCAAGUAUGUGUGUGUCUUCAAUGAAACUGAGUAUUUGCCUGGUGAUAAAGUUCCAUCCGACUCCUGUGAAGUCUGUGUUUGUGGUUCAACAGUGAACCCCAGCACUAGUCUUCUUAAUACAGAAUGCACUCCUAUGUCCUGCAACAAAACCUGCCCCAUGGGCUUUUCCUAUGAAGCUGUACCAGGGCAGUGCUGUGGAAUAUGUGUACAGGAACAGUGUGUAUAUAACAAUGCAGGUCCCCCCAGCACCAUAAUCACGAUUGAGGUUGGACAGAGUUGGACUGAUCAAAAUGAACCGUGUGUGACCAUCAAUUGCACAAAAGUCAACGAUGCAUUUGUCUUGGUGAAGAUACCCCCUUCAUGUCCUGAGUAUAAUCCAGAAGUCUGCAUUCCUGGCACAGAGCAAACCACAGCAAAUGGAUGUUGCAAAACAUGCCAGCAGCAAAACUGCCAUGUGUUAAAGAACAGCACCUAUUUGGAGGUUGACAACUGUAUCUCCAUCAAUCCUGUGGAGAUAACCUCCUGCGCUGGAUCCUGUAACACCAGCUCAAUAUAUUCAAUGGCAGCGAACACCAUGAUGCACCACUGCUCCUGCUGUCAGGAGCUCAAAACCAGCUCCAUUGAAGUGCAGCUGCGCUGUGCCAACGAUCGCCUCAAGCCAUACACCUACACUCACAUCGAACAGUGUGGCUGCCAUAUCACAGAGUGCUCAGACUCAAAAGAAUCUGGUUAAACGCUACAUUCCACCAUUACAGCUUACAGAAUUGAAAUAGAGCAUGAUAUAUUAAAGGAUAUAAUCAAUUAAUUCCUUUGAGUAAUGCCAGAAAUAUGUUUCGUGGCAAAUAUACUGUAUGAUUUUGUCAGCAUGAGAACAGGGUUCUGUGUUUCGCCAUCCACGUAAACAUACAUAGGACAUAAACACUUUCUUAUCCUGCAUGCUUUGUAUUUCUCUGGUGUUGAUGGCUACAUAUACACUUUUUACAAUCUAAUUAAUGAUAAUAAAAAUGAAUCCUAUUGCAAGCAAACAAAA